ACCUACGGGGGGGAAAAGAGAGAGAAAAAAAGAAGGAGUUUCAUCGAUCAGCGCUCUCGGUCCUCACUCUCGUCCCACGGCAGGACGCUGAGGCUGACUGGAUGACUGGGAUCCGUCAGCUGAUGAUAGAAGCGACUGAAAUUUGCCCCGUUAAACAGCCGCUCACGGCCAUACCCCCGACGCGGACAUGGCUUUUCUCGCUCUAUCGGCCGCACUUUUGGCUGCGAUCGGCGGCUGUUCCUGCAGCAGCGUCCCCUCAUUCAUCCCACCGUUCACCGACUGCGUCCGGAGCCGUGGAAAGGACGGGUUCUACCGGGGCGCGAUAGACGUCACCGAGUCCGGGACGCGGUGCAUGAACUGGACCGAAGUGGCCGGCUUCAGGGAGCGCUACCCGGGUAAAGGAAUAGGAGAGCACAACCACUGCCGCAACCCGGACGGCAGGAUCCGACCCUGGUGCUUUUUUAGGAACCACAAAGGCAGAAUAGACUGGGGGUACUGCGACUGUAAACAAGGCGCAGUGCGUCUUCAGGGAGGCCGCUCCAAGCUCGACGGCAGGGUGGAGGUGUACCUGGGAGGCGUGUGGGGAUCAGUGUGUAGCGAUUACUGGGGGGACGAGGAUGCUGCAGUGGUUUGCAGACAGCUGGGCAAAGGAGUGUCGGGUCGCGCUCGUGCAGUUCCUCUCUUUCGGCCGGGCAUGGCCAAGCUGCACUGGAUGGCCGUCCACUGCCAGGGAGAGGAGGCAGACCUGCUCCAGUGUCCCACGACUACUUGGAAUGGAGAGGAAUGUCCUCUGGCUGCAGCCGUCACCUGCACCCAACAGCAAGCAGCUGUGACCCUGCCUAUACGGUUGGUUGGAGGUCGGUCCAGGUCAGAGGGCACGGUGGAAGUUUUACACGCGGGGCAGUGGGGCUCCAUAUGCGAUGACCAGUGGGAUGACAGUGAUGCAGAGGUGGUGUGUCGACAGCUGGGGCUGAGCGGUGUUGCAAGGGCAUGGGGCCAGGCACAUUUUGGCAAGUGUUCUGGCCGCGUGUGGUUGGACGAGGUGCGUUGCACGGGCAACGAGCUCACUCUGGAGCAGUGUCCAAAAAGCGCUUGGGGAGAGCACAACUGCCUGCACUCUGAGGACGCGGGCGUGUCCUGCAACCCUCUUACAGAUGGUAGCACUAGGUUGGUCGGGGGGGCAGGAAGCCACGUGGGCCGCUUAGAAAUCUUCUACCGUGGUCAGUGGGGGACAGUGUGUGAUGAUGGCUGGACAGACUCCAACACGCAAGUGGUGUGUCGCCAGCUCGGUUACCGGUCAGGCGAAACUCUACUUUCGGAGGGGCUCGACAUCACCCCAGUGCCGCGCUUCGGGGUGGGGUCAGGCCCUAUUCUUUUGGAUGAUGUGAGCUGCACGGGGAAAGAACCCAGCUUGACUAUGUGCAACAGGAGGGAGUGGCUCCGUCAUGACUGCACACACCAUGAAGAUGUUAACAUCGCCUGCAGCCCUGAGCGCAGUGGAGAGAGUCUUCCAACUAGUGUGCCAGUAAGGCUUGUGGGAGGGGAGAGCCCCAGGGAAGGACGUGUUGAGCUUUAUCUGUCCGGCCAGUGGGGGACGGUCUGUGACGAUGGAUGGACGGAUCAUGAUGCUGACGUGGUGUGUCGGCAGUUGGGCUACAGUGGCGUCGCAAAGGCUCGCGUCAUGGCCUACUUCGGGGAAGGGACGGGGCCCAUCCACGUGGACAACGUGAAGUGUAGCGGCGAGGAGCGCUCGCUGGCCGACUGCAUCAAGCAGGUGCCCGGCAUGCACAACUGCCGCCACAGCGAGGACGCCGGGGUCAUUUGUGAUUACGGCGAAUCGCAGCCCGGCAACAAAGAGGUCAAAGAUCCUUUCAGCUCAAUUUGCGGUCUGCGGCUCAUACACACACGUCAGCGUCGGAUUAUAGGAGGAGAAAACUCUCUGAGGGGAGGCUGGCCGUGGCAGGCUGCCAUCCGUCUGAGAGGAUCUCGAGGAGACGGGAGGCUGGUCUGCGGAGCAACGCUCAUCGACACCUGCUGGGUCCUCACUUCGGCACAUUGCUUCAAAAGGUACGGAAACAGCACCAAGCUGUACAAAGUGAGAGUGGGCGACUACCACUCCCUCGUCCCCGAGGAGUACGAAGAGGAGUACGGCGUUGAGCAAAUCGUCCUGCAUCCGAGCUACCACUCCCACAGCAACGACUACGACCUGGCCUUGGUUCAACUGUCGCCGGGGGCAGUGGGCCAGGCGCCGGGGGAGUGCGUGUCGUUCAGCCGCCACGUCCUCCCCGCCUGUCUGCCCAUGAGGAAGGAGAGGGUUCUCAAACAAGCCAGCAACUGUCACAUCACUGGCUGGGGUGACACAGGCCGCUCUUACUCCAAGACCCUGCAGCAGGCCCCCCUGUCCCUGCUUCCCCGUCGCCACUGCCAGCAGCACUUCCACGACGCCUUCACGAGCCGCAUGCUCUGCGCCGGCAGCCUCCGCUCGGAGCAGCGCGUGGACAGUUGCCGCGGGGACAGCGGAGGCCCGCUGGUGUGCGAGCGGCCGGGAGGGGGCUGGGUGGUUUACGGGGUUACGUCCUGGGGUCACGCCUGCAGGACGCAGCAGUCCCCCGGCGUCUACACCAAAGUCUCGGCCUUCAGCUCCUGGAUACGGAAGGUGAUCGGGCGAGAUGGGAGAAAGCGAUGAAAGGUGAAUAACAAACUGAAACCUCUCCGUCAGAGAGGACUCGAUCUGUCACGAUCACCUUUUGACCUGAUUAUCCAGUGAUGUAAGUUGUAACCUUGGCGUUGAGAUCACGCGGACAAAAAGACAGUGCUGGACGUUUCUACUCCUGGAAAUGUUGUAUAUUUUCACGGAGAGCGGAAGGCGAGUCUCUUCUCUCAUCUAAGCCAUUAGCACUUAUUUUAACGAUAUAAUAAUCCGAGGAGACACUCGUGGACAUGCCGUAACUUAAACCUCUUUGUUGUUGUGACUUUACAAGCUACUCAAAUAAGAAAAGAACACAACAAAAUAACCUUCCUGUGUUUGCUUUUGUUAUGAAAUUACAGCAUUAUUUAUGAUGUGAAAUAUGAGGGACCACAGUAUUAAAGCUAACAUACAGUAUACACGCAUGCACUCAUGCACUGUUAAGUAAAUGGCAUGAUAUGAAUAUGCACACUUGCACUAAGAACUCCCGUUUGGUACUUAAUGCAUGAUAUUCAUUGCUUCUGUGUUAAACCUCACAGUCAUAUUGACAUUUGCCAAAGUGAAAUAUGUCUUUAAACCUCAUUUCAUUCUCAUUUUUUUUUUGUAAACUUUCUCUGUUUUUUGUUUUACCUCGUGUAUAAAGCAGAGUUCUGGUCUUAUAAGUUCUCAGGCUUUCAUAAUUUAUAUCCACUCAGUUUUUUUUUCUGAAUCAAAGCACAAAACAUUGUUUCGGAGUGUUAAUUCAAGUUCUCUUUUAUCCUGGUGUGACUAUUCGUCAAGUCAUCGACUGACGAGACACUUAUCUGAUACACUUGAAAGAAAUGGGAACUACACUGCCUUCUCAUUUGGUGUUUACUGACUAUCUGUUGUGUUGUAAUUUACUGUAACAUUUCUGCAUAAAUUAAACUUUUGUAAAAAAAAAAAAA
Molecule: messenger RNA, 3612 nt
Organism: Mugil cephalus (flathead mullet)
Lineage: Eukaryota; Metazoa; Chordata; Actinopteri; Mugiliformes; Mugilidae
Gene: prss12
Product: serine protease 12
Exons: 13
Coding region: 188-2686 (832 amino acids)
Biological process (GO): proteolysis
Cellular component (GO): membrane
Molecular function (GO): serine-type endopeptidase activity
Source: RefSeq, a predicted model, not a curated record